AUGGCAGCCGAAGCUGCCUCCUCCCCCGCCCCACCCGCCGACACCACCACCACCACCCCGCAAAAGCCCAAAAAGCAGCGUAAACGAGCUCGUCCAUCGACUGCCUCUGUCGCGCCUUCUGCGCCUGGCACGCCUGUGGCUGCUUCUCCCGUGGUCGUUGAGGCCCCAAAGCCAGAGACGCCUGUGAAGACACCGGGGGAGGGUGAGAGGAAGCCGAGAAAACCGAGAGCGAGGAAAUCAAAGGGCGGUGUAGAGACGCCUUUGAAGGCCUCUUCGCCUGCUGUCGCUGCUCCCGCUCCUGCCGAGGUGGAGGUGAAAGCGGACGAGGCGAAGGGUGAGGAGGUGAGCAAGAAGAAGAAGGAAAAGAGGGACAAGAAGAAGCAGGAACAGCCUACUCCUGCUACAAAAGUGCCUGCUGCCGAGUCUUCUGAGCCUGCCGAGUCUGCUGUGGCUAACAAGCAAGCCGACGAAGAGCCAAAGAAGGAGGCAAAGAAGAGCAAGAAGGACAAGAAGGCAGAGAAGAAGGCUGCUGCUCAAGUCGUGACUGGUGUGGAAGAGGUUGCUGGCAAAGUGGUCGAGGAGGCACCUACUGUCGAGGCGACUGAAGUUUCUGCCACAACGGAUAAGAAGGACAAGAAGGAGAAGAAGGCGGAGAAGAAGCGUAAGCGCGAAGCCGAGGAGACCGCUGCCGAGCCCACCGAGCCCUCGACCUCGACCUCUGAAACUGCCCUUCCAGCGGAACCCAAGAAGCCAAAGAGGUCCAAGAUCAAGUCGCUCAAGGCUGGGGAAAAGUCGGAAGCUGAAAAGGCUGAGGCUGCUACCGAGGCAGAGGGGGGUGAGGGAAAGGAGAAGAGUGCUGGUGAAAAGAUCUUUUUGGACGAGAGGUUGAGUGACCAGGGAAAGAAGAACAUCUUUUAUGCCCACCUCUUUACCCUCUCUCACCCCUCUGCCUCUUCUCCCCCGGCCGAGACGCCCGUUACCCAAUGGAAGUUUAGCAAAGCCAAGCAAAAUUGGUUGAUCCGAAAUGUCUUCAACCUUUCCGAGGUGCCAGAGAGUUAUCUGCCGACUGUGCUAGAGUAUCUAAAGACCAUCCAGGGCUUGUCUCGAACCAACUUGAUCGAUACCGCUCAAAAGAUCAUCACUCCUCCUGCCCCUACCACCAUCGAGCCUGCCCCCGCUGAUAACGACGUCGAGAUGUCUGAAUCCACCACCGAACCCAUUGCUGUGGAUGGCGACGCCAACGAGUCAAAGAAGGACGAGGAGAAGAAGGCUGAUGAGGAGCCCAAGGUGGCAGAGGUCGACCCUGCCAAGGCUGAAAAGCAAAAAAAGACGGAGGAGGAGAGGGAGGCGAAGAAGGAGAGGGCGGAGAGAUUGUUGUCUGCUAUGGCUUGA
Cryptococcus amylolentus CBS 6039 is the source of this 1392-nucleotide messenger RNA. RefSeq lists its product as hypothetical. Lineage: Eukaryota; Fungi; Basidiomycota; Tremellomycetes; Tremellales; Cryptococcaceae. Bases 1 to 1392 code for a protein of 463 amino acids. The record is from RefSeq and is a predicted model, not a curated record. The transcript has 4 exons.